Messenger RNA from Prunus avium (sweet cherry), 648 nucleotides. The record is from RefSeq and is a predicted model, not a curated record. Lineage: Eukaryota; Viridiplantae; Streptophyta; Magnoliopsida; Rosales; Rosaceae.
GAGAGAGAGAGAGAGAGAGAGAGAGCAUAGCAGCAGCACGCAGCACAUAACUUAACACAUAUGGCUAUGGCUAGCUGUGGCAUGGCAUCAGCUGCCUCAGGCUUUGUUGUGGCACCAAAUGUUGCAGCAGCCAACAACACAGGCUCUGCUUCCAGCAGAAGUAGCAUGUUGUUUUUCUCUUCAAAGCCCAACACCAACACCAGAAACAAUGCCAGGUUUGUGAUAAGGGCAACUGAUGAAGCAGCUGCUGCCCCACCAGCAGCCACCAAGGAAGCACCAGAAGGGGCAGCUGCUCCUAAACCUAAGCCACCUCCAAUUGGACCCAAGAGAGGCACCAAGGUGAAGAUUCUUAGGAGGGAGUCCUACUGGUUCAAAGGCAUUGGAUCUGUUGUAGCUGUGGAUCAGGAUCCCAACACCCGUUACCCAGUGGUCGUUCGAUUCAACAAAGUUAACUAUGCCAAUGUGUCCACAAAUAACUAUGCUUUGGACGAGAUUGAAGAAGUUAAAUGACUUUUUAGUAGCAUUGUAAAUUGUAAUCUUAAUUCUCCUUCUAUCAGUUUCUUCCUUGUUUGUGCCUUUAUUGUGUAUCCAUACUCUGUGAUUUCUUCCACCUUUUCUUAGUUAAGUUUCAAUCACUGUUUGCCAAAA